This is a messenger RNA of Phytophthora sojae, 1203 nucleotides long. RefSeq lists its product as hypothetical. The transcript has a single exon. NCBI's taxonomy places the organism in Eukaryota, Oomycota, Peronosporomycetes, Peronosporales, Peronosporaceae. Bases 1 to 1203 code for a protein of 400 amino acids. The record is from RefSeq and is a predicted model, not a curated record.
AUGCGGUUCCCGCUGCCUGCCGACACGUUCCCGACUCUGUCGCUGCCGCUGGACGACCAGGACGCGCUCAAGAACCUGGCCACGGCCUUCGUGGACGACGCGCUGGUGGAGUACCACGCCUUUCGGAACGCGCCGCUCAAUGGCGUGGUGGACGACAGUCGCUGGAAGCUGCUGAAGAAGCGGGACGGCCUCACGUCCUACUUGGACCGGGAGCUGGGCGACCCCGCGGCCACGCGCACCGCUGAGCGCGAGAGCGUGGGGGGUAUGACGUUCUCCAAGAAGCUGCACGGCGUGCUGACCGUCGGGACGAUCGAUGGCUCGCUGCACGACCAGAUGUACGGCAUGCACCACUGCAGCAUGGAGCUCAUGCGCAUCAAGUCCGCGUACAUGGACGACAAGAUCGCGGACGGCAAGGUCAUCUGCGAGAUCAGCCACGCCACGCCCGAGAGCCCCGUGAGCGGGCUCUACAUCAAGUGGAGCGUCUCGGACUUCGCGCCCGCCAUCCUCCGCCAGAUCGUGCGGCCACGAGACUUUGUCUUUCUAGAUGGUACUGGUAUCAUCAAAGAUCCCGUCACGGGCGAGGAGAUCGGCUACAGCAUCAUGCACUCGCUCCAGAUCCCCGGCAUCCACGAGCUCAAAGAGUAUCAGAUCGUGAGGGCUACCCUAUCUAUCUGCGCGCUGUUUAGAGAGAGGUCCUCGGGGGUGGUCGAGGUCUUCAUGAAAGGCUUCGUGGACUCCAUGGGCGACAUCCACACGAGCGUCGCCAUCCCAGCCACAGCAGAGGCGCUCAUGUCCUACCGCAAAGGCGCGUACUGCGGCCAGAUGAAGAAGCUCAACUGGCUAGUGAAGACCAAGAAGACGGUCAUGCUCGACCAGCUCAGCGGAGCCUGCUCGGUCUGUCAACGCACCGUCAAGAAAUCCGCAGCGUGCCAGAUCUGCAUGAACCAAACGUGCCCCGCCUGCAGCGUGGUCCAGAAGCUGGCCUUCCUGUCUCCGUCGCGGAAGAUCGUGAGGAGGAACAUCCCGUUCUGCAUCCGCUGCAUGCGCGUGGCUGCGCAGGCUGACGGGCUCGAAGUGGCCUCCGAGGAGCUGCGGCGACAGAACCCGCUCGAAUACUUCGAGAUCUCGUCCAGCGACAGCGCGACGCCAGCCUCCCCCUCCAACUCGACUCUACCCGACACCCAGCGAGAGUUCUUCGGCUGA